AUGACACAGUUGACCAACGAAAAUGGUAAUGGGAAAAACAAAAAACAGAAAGAAAAGCAACUUUUCCAGAAUCUGGUGGUGAUUUCAGCCACGAUAUGUAUCCUGGAAUGUGAAGCACAGGCAUCUCCUGCAUUGACCUGGGAUUUGUGUUACUGGGCAGCAGGUCUGAACCAGCUUCCACUACCAUUACAGGAGGAGAAAACAUCAAAGCGCUCUGAUGAUGAAGCGGAGCCUCUGGCCACAGUGAGCAUAGAAAAUGACAAUGGUGUUGAGUAUACUGAGGCUUUGGAGCGGUUUCGACAUGCCGCGCAAGCGCUCCGCAGCCAGCAGCCUUCAGAGGAGGAGGAGAAACUGGAAAUUUCAUAUGACCCGGACUUUGACCCGAGGACAGAGGAGGACCAGGAUGGUGUAGGAGAAGAGAAGAGCGGUGAAGCAGCCGCAAGCAUAUCCAAGCGAUUUGGAGGCUUUAUGAAAGGUCGUCACGGUUUCCGGAAGUUGGUGAGCUCCGGAAGGCCUUUGCAGAAACGCUACGGUGGCUUCAUAGGGAUAAGGAAAUCUGCCCGCAAGUGGAACAACCAGAAGCGUGUGAGUCAGCUACUGAGGCAGUACCUGAGCUUGACGGGUCGCUCGGGGCGUUCAGGUCUCAUCAGCAACCUCUCCACCAGAAUCCGGAGACAGGAUGAAGUUUAGCUGGCCUUAGAGCACAGGCCUUGGUCUUUUCACUUACCUCAGCUCAACUGCUCAUCAACCAUCAGUAACUGUGAACAUCUAUCAUGCACCAUAGCCCAGAACUAGCUAAAUCUGUGUUUAAU
Molecule: messenger RNA, 812 nt
Organism: Sinocyclocheilus rhinocerous
Lineage: Eukaryota; Metazoa; Chordata; Actinopteri; Cypriniformes; Cyprinidae
Product: prepronociceptin-like
Exons: 2
Coding region: 1-690 (229 amino acids)
Biological process (GO): neuropeptide signaling pathway; chemical synaptic transmission; sensory perception
Cellular component (GO): dendrite; plasma membrane; axon terminus
Molecular function (GO): opioid receptor binding
Source: RefSeq, a predicted model, not a curated record